AGAGCUAAACUGCAGUCACUUCUUUACAGGUGCUGCUGAUGGAGUGGUUAAUGGACACGUCUAUCAGGAAAGCAACGGUCCAACAGACUCCUACGCUGCCAUAUCCCAGGUGGAUCGACUGCAGUCGGAACCAGAGAGUAUCCGCAAGUGGAGAGAGGAGCAAAAGGAGCGCCUGGAGCAGCUCGAUGCGAAUUCACGGAAGCAGGAAGCAGAAUGGAAAGAGAAAGCAAUAAAGGAGUUGGAGGAGUGGUAUGCAAGGCAAGAUGAAAAUCUCCAGAAAACAAAAGCCAGCAACAGGGUGGCAGAUGAAGCUUUCUACAAACAACCCUUCGCUGACGUGAUUGGUUAUGUCACAAACAUAAACCAUCCUUGCUACAGCCUAGAACAGGCAGCUGAAGAAGCCUUUGUGAAUGAUGCAGAAGACAUUUUUCCAGGCACUGAGUGGGAACGUGUGGCUCAGCUCUGUGACUUUAAUCCCAAGUCUAGUAAGCAGGCAAAGGACGUGUCCCGCAUGCGUUCAGUCCUCAUCUCACUCAAGCAGGCUCCGCUGGUUCGCUGA
Molecule: messenger RNA, 559 nt
Organism: Merops nubicus (carmine bee-eater)
Lineage: Eukaryota; Metazoa; Chordata; Aves; Coraciiformes; Meropidae
Gene: CLTA
Product: clathrin, light chain A
Exons: 6
Biological process (GO): clathrin coat assembly; intracellular protein transport; clathrin-dependent endocytosis
Cellular component (GO): postsynaptic endocytic zone cytoplasmic component; plasma membrane; synaptic vesicle membrane
Molecular function (GO): clathrin heavy chain binding; structural molecule activity
Source: RefSeq, a predicted model, not a curated record